Heterostelium album PN500 is the source of this 1674-nucleotide messenger RNA. Its product is annotated as POT family MFS transporter. The transcript is spliced from 5 exons. Bases 1 to 1674 code for a protein of 557 amino acids. Gene Ontology annotation, molecular function: dipeptide transmembrane transporter activity. Gene Ontology annotation, biological process: oligopeptide transport; transmembrane transport. The record is from RefSeq and is a predicted model, not a curated record. NCBI's taxonomy places the organism in Eukaryota, Evosea, Eumycetozoa, Acytosteliales, Acytosteliaceae. Gene Ontology annotation, cellular component: membrane.
AUGCCCACUGAGGACAUUAAUAAUAACCAAGAGGUUGAAUUUGACCAUGUUCCUGUUGGAGAUGUACUAUCAUCUGAAAGUACAACAGAAAUUUGUAUAGCCGAUCAAACUGCCAAUGAUCAAAUAAUUGUAAACAAUAAAAUUCCACAUGCAAUGUAUUUCAUUGUUGGUAAUGAAGUUUGUGAAAGAUUUUCUUACUAUGGUCUUAAAACAAUUCUAAGUAUUUAUUGUACAGAUUAUAUGGGUUACACUGAUGACUCUGCUACAGUUUUAAUUUCAGCUUUUAACUUUUUGGGUUAUGCUUUUCCUUUGGUUGGUGCUUAUUUUGCAGAUGCCAGAAUAGGAAAAUAUAAAACAAUUUUGUAUUUCAGUAUGUUGUAUUGUGUUGGUGGUAUUAUCUUAUCGGUAACAUCAGUCGAUGGUGUAACUGGUAGCUCUCCUUCGAAUCGUUCUUCAUGGGGUCUUAUCCUAGGACUUCUCUUGAUUGCAAUUUCUAUGGGAGGUAUCAAGCCUUCGGUUUCUGCCUUCUGUGGUGAUCAACUUCAAUCAAACCAAAAAGGAUUGCUCCAAAAAGUUUUCCAAAUUUUCUAUUGGAGUAUCAAUUUGGGUUCGUUCUUCUCUACCAUUCUCACACCAAUGUUGAGAAAGUACACCACAUAUUGGAUAGCCUUUGGUGUUCCAGCGGUCCUCCUGAUUCUAUCCACCAUUAUCUUUGUUAUUGGUUCCAAGAGAUACAUUAAUCGUCCAGUUGCCGGAAGUGUCUUGCUUGAUUCCUGUAAGGUUAUUGGUUGCGCUGUCAAGGAGAAAGUUCGUUCCAAACGUGAUGGUUACGAUGACAGAUACUACAAUAACCACUGGAUUGACAGAGCCAAAGUCAAGCAUGAUCCAAAGAUGGUCGAUUCCGUAAGAGCUGCUCUUAAAGUUAUGCUUAUUUUUGUACCAAUGCCAUUCUUCUGGGCAUUAUAUGACCAAACCUCAUCACGUUGGACUCAAUCUGCUGAAAAGAUGGACUUAAGUGUUACAUCUAACUUUAGUUUUGAGCCAGAUCAAAUUCAAGCUGUCAAUCCAUUGUUAAUUAUGAUUUUGGUUCCAGUUUUCGAGUAUUGUCUCUACCGUCCAUUGAAGCGAAGAAAUAUCAACUUCAGUCCAUUGCUUCGUAUGGUCGUAGGUAUGUGGCUUGCAGUUGCAACUUUCCUUCUUGCAAUGUUUGUCGAGAGAAAGAUCGAGAGUGAAGAGAAUGUUUCUAUCUUUUGGCAACUCCCACAAUAUGUCCUAUUGACAUGUGCCGAGAUCUUGAUUUCCAUCACUGGUUUGGAGUUCUCUUAUAGUCAAGCACCAGCUUCAAUGAAAUCAAUGAUUAUGUCAUUGUGGUUGUUCACCGAUUCCAUUGGUAAUUUGAUUAUUAUCGUUGUCAUCGAGUCGUUCAGUAUCACACCACAAUGGAAAGAAUAUCUUGUAUUUGCAUUGAUCAUGACUGUUCCAACCAUCGUAUUCAUGUACAUCGCCUACAAAUACCAACCAGUCGAUCCAUCUAUCUAUGAGUAUGAGGAGACUGAUAAAUCUCCCAAAUCAAUCGAGUUGGAAGAGAAGAAACAAGAUAUCAAAAAGAGAAAUAUCAAUGAAUCGCAAAGACAUCUAGAGGAAUCUACUGAUACUUUGUCACUGGACCAUUAA